Tarenaya hassleriana is the source of this 620-nucleotide messenger RNA. Its product is annotated as tripeptidyl-peptidase 2-like. NCBI's taxonomy places the organism in Eukaryota, Viridiplantae, Streptophyta, Magnoliopsida, Brassicales, Cleomaceae. The transcript is spliced from 3 exons. Bases 158 to 511 code for a protein of 117 amino acids. The record is from RefSeq and is a predicted model, not a curated record.
UGUUGAUCCUACAAAUCUCAGCAAUGGUGUGCAUUACUUUGAAGUGUAUGGGGUUGAUUGCAAAACGCCAGAUCGCGGCCCAGUUUUCAGAAUCCCUGUCACCAUAAUAAAGCCCAUUACGGUGACAAAUCAACCUCCGGUGAUUUCAUUCCCGCAAAUGUCAUUCAUCGCAGCUCUAGGCCACAUUGAACGAAGGUAUGUAGAGGUGCCGCGUGGUGCGACAUGGGUUGAGGCUACAAUAAGAACUUCUUGGUUUGAUACCACUCGGCAGUUUUUCAUUGAAACGCUUCAGCUAUGUCCACUGCAAAGGCCUAUCAAGUGGGAGAACGUUGCGACGUUCUCAUCUCCAUCUGCUAAAAGCUUUUCAUUUCCUGUGGUUGGUGGUCAAACCAUGGAAUUAGCAAUAGCUCCAUUCUGGUCUGGUAACCAAGGAAGUCACGAACCAACUAUUGUUGAUUUUGAGGUAGGAACUGGAUAUCUUAAUCCAUUUGAGUUCAGUCCUUGUCUUUGACUACUGAGGAUUGCAUGCACUUGUAUUUAUUUAUUUAUCUAUGCUUGGGCUGCAUUGAAUCAUUCAGCAAUCUUUACGUCAGUUUGUAUAAUUUCCUUUUGUUAUUAUU